UAGAUUUGCAAUGCCAUCUACCCCAGAGUUACUCUUUGGAAUGCUUGUUUUUUCGAUGGCCUUCUGUCAUGCUGCAGUCCAAGGAGACAACUGCAUUGAUCCCUGGGGACCUGCCAGGCAGAGAGGAGCCAUGUCCAGGGCUCCAUACUCUAUAGCCCCUAUCCCUCCUCACAGAGGGAACACUUCCAGAGGCACUAAGGGGUCUUGUCUAAUCCUUAAGACAUAACAGGCCCCAGCAUUCCUGCCAACCAAUUUUAUGUUCACAAAUAUCCAUUUAUCACAGACAACCUGUUUAUCAACCUGCUCUGAUGCUCAAGAGGUGGCUCCCUGUCCCUCUGAGCGACUUGGAAGUGCUGUGUCUGACGUGUCAUCUAGCCUGGCAUUGGCCUGAGCCACAACUUCAUGGCUGAGUCUGAUGCCAAGAGAGGGUAACCUGAGAACAUAGUCUUCAGGGAAAGGGAUCAAGCCUGACGCUCAUCGCUCAACUUUCUGCCAGAACCUGUGGGAUGUGGCUGAAGUUAACAGCCUCAACCCAGGAAGCCUGAACAUGGACUCCAGGAGAAGACCCACAGGAACCUGGGGUCUAGCUGCUGCCUCUAUAUCUGUGGUUGCAUCAGAGCACUCUGGGGAACAGCCCUGACUGAGAACACAGCUGAGAACCGGGAGCUGUAUGUGAAGACCACCCUUCGGGAACUUCUGAUAUACAUUGUGUUCCUGGUGGACAUCUGCCUGUUGACCUAUGGAAUGACAAGCUCCAGUGCCUAUUAUUAUACCAGAGUGAUGUCUGAGCUCUUCCUACAUACCCCAUCAGAUACCGGAGUUUCCUUCCAGACCAUCAGCAGUAUGGCAGACUUCUGGGAUUUUGCCCAGGGUCCACUCUUGGACAGUUUAUACUGGACCAAGUGGUAUAACAACCAGAGCCUGGGUCAUGGCUCACACUCAUUCAUCUACUAUGAGAACCUACUGCUGGGGGCUCCAAGACUGCGGCAGCUGCGCGUGCGCAACAACUCCUGUGUGGUGCAUGAGGACUUCCGUGAGGACAUUUUCAGCUGCUAUGAUGUCUAUUCUCCAGACAAAGAAGAGCAACUCCCCUUUGGAUCUCUCAAUGGCACAGCGUGGACAUAUCACUCACAGGAUGAGCUGGAGGGCUCCUCCCACUGGGGCAGGCUCACAAGCUACAGUGGAGGUGGCUACUACCUGGACCUUCCAGGAUCCCGACAGGCCAGUGCAGCGGCUCUCCGGGACCUUCAGGAGGGGCUCUGGUUGGACAGGGGCACUCGGGUGGUCUUCAUAGACUUCUCAGUCUACAACGCCAACAUCAAUCUUUUCUGUGUUCUGAGGCUGGUGGUGGAGUUCCCAGCUACAGGAGGUGCCAUUCCAUCCUGGCAAAUCCGCACAGUUAAGUUGAUCCGCUAUGUCAGCAACUGGGACUUCUUCAUCAUUGGCUGUGAGGUCAUCUUCUGCAUCUUCAUCUUCUACUACGUGGUGGAGGAGCUCCUGGAGCUCCACAUGCACCGGCUUGGCUACCUUAGCAGCAUCUGGAACAUUCUUGACCUGGUGGUCAUCCUGCUUUCCUUGGUGGCUGUGGGCUUCCACAUAUUCCGAACCCUCGAGGUGAACCGGCUGAUGGGGAAGCUCCUAGAGCAGCCAGACACCUAUGCUGACUUCGAGUUCCUGGCUUUCUGGCAGACACAGUACAACAACAUGAAUGCUGUCAACCUCUUCUUUGCCUGGAUCAAGAUAUUCAAAUACAUCAGCUUCAACAAAACCAUGACCCAGCUCUCCUCCACGCUGGCUCGCUGUGCCAAGGACAUCCUGGGCUUUGCCAUCAUGUUCUUCAUUGUCUUCUUUGCUUAUGCCCAGCUUGGCUACCUGCUUUUUGGAACGCAAGUGGAGAACUUUAGCACUUUCAUCAAGUGCAUUUUUACUCAGUUCCGGAUAAUCCUUGGGGACUUUGACUACAAUGCUAUCGACAAUGCCAACCGAAUCCUGGGCCCUGUCUACUUCGUCACCUACGUCUUCUUUGUCUUCUUCGUGCUCCUGAACAUGUUCCUGGCUAUCAUCAAUGACACAUAUUCAGAGGUCAAGGAGGAGUUGGCUGGACAGAAAGAUGAGCUGCAGCUCUCUGACCUCCUGAAACAGGGCUACAACAAGACUCUACUAAGGUUACGUCUAAGGAAGGAGCGGGUUUCAGAUAUGCAGAAGGUCCUUCAGGGUGGACAGCAGGAGAUCCAGUUUGAGGAUUUUACCAACACCUUGAGGGAACUGGGGCACGUGGAGCAUGAGAUCACUGAGCUCACGGCUGCCUUCACCCAGUUUGAUCAGGAUGGGAAUCACAUUCUGGAUGAGAAGGAACAGGAACAAAUGCGACAAGAUCUGGAGGAGGAAAGGGUAGCCCUCAAUGCUGAGAUUGAGAACCUGGACCAGUCCAUUGUGCAAAACCCAGCAGGUGAAUUGGGCACAAAGGCUGCCACAAUUUCUGAAGAUGACUUCUACACGCUCACAAGGAGAGUCCUACAACUGGAGACUGUUCUGGAAGGCGUUAUAGCUCAGAUUGAUGCUGUGGGCUCAAAGCUGAAGAUGUUGGAGAGGAAAGGACAGCCAAUUUCCUCCUCAGGAUUGGUGAGUAACAUUUCCUUGUUCCCCACAGUUGAAACCUACUGUUGUUCCAUCCAGUUUGAGUGGGUAGGGGGAAAGAAUAGUUUUUAAAGUCCUUCAUUUUCAGAAUCCUGGGGAAAUAUUCACAGUGAUCUAUCUAUAGUGGAGGUAGAGCAGGAGUGAAGUAAGGCCUGGGAAUUGAUUGUCCUGGCCUAAGGUUUGGCUUGGCCUCUGGAAGUCUGUGUCUUCAUCUGCUUGAUUUGUUACAUGAAGCAUCAUACACUGUGCCGCUUGUAAGCAACAGACAUCUUUUUUUCCAUUUGGAAGGCUGAAAAGUCUAAGAUCAAGGUGAUGUCAGAUUCAGUAUCUGCUGAGAACCAGCUUCAGGUUCACAGGCACCUGUGUUUUACUAAUGUUAUCACAUGGUGGGAGGAACAAAGGUACUUUCUUUUCAUAAGAGCUCUACGCUCAGGAUCUAAUUAAUCACUUAUCAAAUGCUGCACCCCCUGAUACCAUUACAUUGGGUGUUACAUUUCAGCACAUGAUUUGGGGGGACACAAGCAUUCAG
Messenger RNA from Perognathus longimembris pacificus (Pacific pocket mouse), 3166 nucleotides. It is a transcript of the gene Pkd2l1, whose product is annotated as polycystin 2 like 1, transient receptor potential cation channel. Gene Ontology annotation, molecular function: sodium channel activity; calcium-activated potassium channel activity; muscle alpha-actinin binding. The transcript is spliced from 15 exons. The record is from RefSeq and is a predicted model, not a curated record. Gene Ontology annotation, biological process: detection of mechanical stimulus; potassium ion transmembrane transport. Gene Ontology annotation, cellular component: membrane. Lineage: Eukaryota; Metazoa; Chordata; Mammalia; Rodentia; Heteromyidae. The coding region runs from base 745 to 2709 and encodes 654 amino acids.